Castor canadensis (American beaver) is the source of this 2402-nucleotide messenger RNA. NCBI's taxonomy places the organism in Eukaryota, Metazoa, Chordata, Mammalia, Rodentia, Castoridae. The record is from RefSeq and is a predicted model, not a curated record.
GACCAGUGGAAUAUCACUGAUUCACAGACCAAGUCAACGUACAACAGCAGGUCCAAAGGUAAUUUGGGGACCAUCCAGGGCCAGGAAGUGAAGGCUGUGAAAAAGACCAGUCUCUUUGAAGAAGAUGAUGAUGAAGAUGAUCUGUUUGCCAUUGCCAAGGACAGUCAAAAGAAGACCCAGAGAGUGUCACUCCUCUUUGAAGAUGAUGCUGAUAGUGGAAGCUCUCUGUUUGGCUCUCCUCCUGCCUCUGUUCCUCCUGUAGCAACGAAAAAAGAGACUGUUCCUGAGGUACCACCUUUGCUAUUCAGUGAUGAAGAAGACAAAGAGGCACAAUUUGGAGUGCAACCUGUGGAUACAAAGGUUGAGAGUGCCAAAGUGUCCUCAGAGUUGGGAAGGGCUGAGCUGGCUGAGGAAGCAGAGAAGGGAGGAAUAUUGCCCACAUCUGCCCAGGAAGCAGUCAAGCAUUCUGAUUUAUUUUCUUCAAUAUCCCCUUUGGAGAAAGGAACCAAGAGUAGAACCAAAACUGUUCUUAGCUUGUUUGAUGAGGAAGAGGAUAAAACGGAAGAUCAAAACAACAUCUGUGCUCCACAGAAAGAAAUAGAAAAGGGUCCUAGUCCUGAUGCCUUCCCCAAGAGCACAGGUGUCUUCCAGGAUGAAGAGCUGCUUUUUAGCCACAAACUCCAAAAGGACAAUGACCCAGAUGUUGACCUUUUUGCCGGCACCAAGAAAACAAGGUUGUCAGAGCCAAGUGUUGGGAGCCUGUUCGGCGAUGAUGAAGAUGAUGAUCUUUUCAGCUCUGCCAAGACCCAACCUGUGGUGUCAGAAAAAAAGAGAGUAGUGAAAAAAGACCACUCUCUUUCCUCUGUGAAGACCCAGAAACAACCUGAAUCCACUCAAGGUAGCAAAGAAAAAAGCACAUGGAAGCCAGAAAUACCGCAGAACCGUGUCAAAGUGAGAGGGAAACGCAGGCCACAGACCCGUGCUGCCAGGCGACUGGCUGCUCAGGAGUCUAGCGAGGCGGAGGACAUUAGGGCUCCCAAAGGACUCAUUGCACAGUUUACAGAUCAUGCCAUUUCGCCAAAUGACCCUCAGCCUCAACCGCAGCCCAGAGCAGCCAGUGGAGAAGUCAGCUCUGAGGAGGCCGUGACUGCUUCUGCUUCACCUUGGGAAAGUGGUCCUGUGCCUACAAUGGACAGAAGCCCAUUUGAGAAGUCUCUGUGUCAGCCCAGAGGCGAACCUGAUCUGUUUGAUUCUGAAGACAUCUUUUCCAAGGACACAGGAUCUCAGUCCAUGGAGAGAACAAAAGCUAAGGGGAAGUCAUCAGAUACCCCAGCCUACUCUCAAGGGGCAAGUAAAGAUAAGAGCCCUCUAUUUUCUGCUCUCAGUGAGGCUGGUAGUGAUGAUGAUCUCUUUCAGUCUGUUAAACCAAAACCAGUAAAGAAAACCAGUCCCUUUCCUCUCCUGGACGAUGAGGAUGAUCUCUUUACAGAUCAGAAAGGCAAGGAGAGUGAGUCAAAAUCCAACAGUCAGCAGGAUGUUGUAGCAAAAACACAAGACAUUUUUGAGGAUGAUAUAUUUGCUACAGAAGCAAUUAAACCCUCUCAAAAAAAAAGAGAAAAGGAGAGAACUUUGGAAUCCAACUUAUUUGAUGAUAACAUUGAUAUCUUUGCUGACCUAACUGUAAAGCCAAAAGAAAAGUCCAAAAAGAAAGUGGAGGCUAAGUCUAUAUUUGAUGAUGAUAUGGAUGAUAUCUUCUCUGGUCUCCAGGCUAAGACAACCAAACCAAAAAGCCGAUCUGCACAGGCAGCACCUGAAGCAAGAUCUGAACACAAGGUGUCCAACAUAUUUGAUGAUCCCCUGAAUGCCUUUGGAGGCCAGUAGAGCAUACAGGGCAUCUGUGUCUCACCUGUCAGCUACGUCCUUGAGUUAAUGAUGCUGUCUUAUACGCUCAUUGUCUUAACUGGAUUACAGAAAGCAAAUACUGGAUUAGCUAGCUCAUCUUAUACCUGAUGCAAUUAGUAUUUUUCUGCACUGAUUUUAAUCAUGCUUAAUAAUUGAAAACAAAAAUAAAUGGUUCACAGUGGUUUGUUUUUAUUUACUUAGUCUUGGUAGGCCCAUAAGAAGAUUAGGGCAUGUUAAAGAAAAAAUCUGUUUGCAGCUUUCAUGGGUGGGCAGGGAAUUCAGAGAUAUAUCAACUUCCAGACAGAUGACCUGGUGUCUUUGUUACGUGGGUUGGAACUUCUUGCUUAGACAGGACGUCGGCAGUGAAAAGGGAAAGGAGAUGAGAGAUUAUACUUUUAAGUCUAAGCCUGUGAGAGGUUUCCUCUGAACUCCAAAGAUGCUUCUGCAAGUUCUCUAAGAAAAGAUUUUGCAAACUAUGGCCCUUGAUACUCUGAUUUUGU